AUGCGGAUAUCGAUCGCUCCGUCCGAGUUCCCGAGCCUGUCAAACAGAAACAACCCAGCGUCGCUGUGCGCCAAUUCGAGCCGCGCACGCUGCGGGCGAAAUCGCGGCAGUCGCCCGGGAGUCCGGCGCCGCAGCCGUGCACCCGUCCGUACCCAUCCACUCGUACUGGGAAGGUGCGCUCGACUGGAACACGCCUCGCCUCGCCUCGCCGUACGGCAACAUCGGAGAGUUCUUCAGUCGGCAGUCUCCCGGAAUACUGGAAAGUUUUCUGCUGUCAACUGGUGCGUAGGUAAGGUUUUCGAACCGGGCCUCAGGGAAGGUUUGAUGAACAAACGGCCAUGCUGCUGGUACUGUGGCACCCCAACGGCGGCAGGGGCGUCAGCCUCGGGCGCGUGCCAAGCAGCGGCGCCUGACGUCAGCAGUGCUGCUGCUGCUGCUGCUGCUGCUGACAGCGAGCACUUGUCGUUCAGCGCUCUUCUGAUGAACUGGAGUCGGGCUGUUGUUUGCAGAGGCUGUCAACGAGUUCUCGCCGAGCGAGUUGUUGACCUCUGCGAAGCGCCGUGCACAAGUUGGUGCGGGCUGCACGCCUGGAACCUCACUAGUGAGCCGGGUGCACCAGAAGUGGGAACUGGCCGAGAAAGACUCAAAGCGUCUGAGGGCGAGGGGGGAGUUUCUGGCACGGCAGAGUCUGUUGAUGCCGCUGCAACGGUGCUGGAAAAGUCGCCGGCGUUGGGGUCCGAGCUGCUCGAGCUCGGCGACGUCGCCGGAGCCGACCCCGCCGCCGACCGCCUCUUUGAGCACUUUGUGGUAACGCCAGAUAUGCACUCUGAGCCGUAUAGCUUCCUCGGGUUCACCGGAGCGCCGGAGGAUCCGUUUGCAUCGCAGGGACUGAUCACUUCCGCGUGUUUUCUGCUGCCCCGAGUGGACGCAUUUCCGCUCGUUACGGUACACAAAGUAAGCGGUGCGCUUGCCGAAAUGGAGCGCUUGCUCAGCUUUCUGGGGACUUCAUCGACGCAUUCAUCCGUCGUCAAAAACGAACACGAUCGGGGAACAAUGUCUGCCUCGAGUGCGGUGCUGGUGACGCCAAGUCGGUCGCAGACGCCGCUCGAGGAUAGCGACCCGUCGGAAGACGAGAACGACCUGGAGGCGCAGGAACCUGUGCAGCCCGCUGAGGUGUCAUCCUCUGUCUCGACGAGGGGUCAGGCUGGUGCGGAGGGGCGACCAUCGCCGGCGAUCUCCGUCCUGCUCGAUGAACAGAGCAGCAGCGCCUUUGGGGAUGAAGACGCAGCCGCCGGAGCACUGCUGCGCGCCUACGUUCGCGUCUACUUUGUGAUUCUGGACGUGGUCUACGCGCUCCAAAUGGAAUCCGAGGCGCUCGAGAAAGAGCUGAUCGAGACUGCGCUCGCGAUGUACAGGGUUUGCGUCGAGCGCAUCUCGCUACGAAACCGCAUUCCCGAGGCGUUUGCUGUGGCGUGCAUCCUCUUGGCAUGGGAACGGGUGGUUGUCCGCCAUACGCACCGGGUACCCGCGGGGCAAACAAGCCCCACAGACGGCUGCACGCCCUCGGGUAUCGAAUCGGAAUCUCUGCUCCAGUACCGAGGAUGGAAUCCAGUCUUCGUGCGACGUGUUGUUGAGGCGUCAACUCCAGUAUGGCCGCAAGCGAGUAUUGCACUGGUUUACGAUUACAUGCGACGGGUUCUGAAUACGCUGUUGGAGCGCCGACCAGAUACCGUGGAGGCGAUCAGUCACGAAAUGCCGAAAUACUGCGCGCUUCUUGGAGUCAGUGCAGCGGUUGCCGAUCUCGCGCACAGCAUUGCGGAGCAGGCAGUCAUCCACGGUGUGUGCGCUCGGCGUACAAGCGUCAGCGUUUGCGCUGCAGCCAUUUAUUUGGCGAAUCAUUUGGAAGACGCUCGACGCAUGCCCAGUGGUGCCUCGAACCGAACGCAGAGCAUGGACGGGAGCGCACAUGCUGCCGUCGUCCACGAUCCCGUCCGGUUAAAGCAGCGUGAUAUCGCCGAGAAGCUACAGCUGUCGGAAGUCACCCUGAGAAAGGCCCAUAAGGAGAUUCUGACACAUCUGGAUGUUGUGCUGCCAGCUGGCUACCGGCCAUCGGGGGUGCUCCGGCGAUGUCUGCCGCCCAGCUAUCAGCGCGUUGCCGCAAGCGCACUUCAGCGACUGGCAACGCAAGAAGCACUCGACACAAGUGGUCAGAAACUCGCGAAUACGGGCGACGGUAUCGCUCGCGGCCCAGGAGCGCCCACAGAUCCAGCAGCCACCACCGCCAACACCGGCGAGCACAGGACACACGUCCUGCCCAUGGACGCCAACGUCGCUGCUUCGCGUUCGUCGCCAGCGUCUCUGGAAGCAACGUUGGACACGUGUCGCGAGACGUCCAUCCAAGCCUCCCAGCAACCGGUGCACAUGGUGCAAGCAUCGAACGAGCACCAGUGCAGCGCUUUGGCAGUCACAGGGGCGCCCCCAGGUACACCGUCCACUACCGAGGAUUCGGCCGCCAGCGUACAAGCGCUGCCACGAGCACUCGGGCCGGCGGCGUUGUUACGCCAGUGCCGUAUCACAACGUUGCCCCAUACGCCUGGUGCCGCAAGCUUGCGAGCGCUUCUGUACCAGGUCGGCUUAUCAACGCCGCUCGUGGAUGCUAUUGUUGACGCCGCCCUGGCGCGAACGUUGCCUGUUCCGAUUGGGUUGCUGUUGAACCUCAUCGACAGCGGCUGGGUACCCGUCUGGGCACAGGCGUCUGCUGCGACCUGCAACCGGACACUCGAGGACGCCACACAAACCGCCAGCGAGCGUCAUGCCCGAGAAAGCUGUCUAGCACCGCCAGCACCGCCACCGCCACCGCCACCGCCACUACCGCGCUUGCCGAGUGCUCGCGCCAGACUCACCCCCAUCCGUGACCAGUCUGGCGCGCUAAACACGAAUCCAUGA
Messenger RNA from Cyanidioschyzon merolae strain 10D, 2946 nucleotides. Its product is annotated as transcription initiation factor like protein, pBrp. Gene Ontology annotation, biological process: DNA-templated transcription initiation; transcription preinitiation complex assembly. The transcript has a single exon. Gene Ontology annotation, molecular function: TBP-class protein binding. Bases 1 to 2946 code for a protein of 981 amino acids. Gene Ontology annotation, cellular component: transcription preinitiation complex; nucleus. The record is from RefSeq and is a predicted model, not a curated record. NCBI's taxonomy places the organism in Eukaryota, Rhodophyta, Bangiophyceae, Cyanidiales, Cyanidiaceae.